CAAGAGAGAGAGCGAGCAAGCAAGCCGCAAAGCUAGCGACAUGUCACUGUGGGGGGCAGUGCUUCUGCGCCCCAGAGUGAGGAGGACACAGGGGUCGCAGGUAGCUGCAGGGCGGGCAGAGGAGAGACCUGUGGAACUGGUGGGCUGGUGGUCCAGGGGGCAAUCAGGAAGGGAAGCCAGCUGGUGACAAGAGGGCCCAGAAGCGUCUGGGGCUGUGCGGUAGAGCCCGGAAGAUUUCAGCCAUGCCUCACAGCUCUGACAGCAGCGACUCCAGCUUCAGCCGCUCUCCUCCCCCUGGCAAACAGGACUCGUCGGAUGAUGUGAGAAAAGUUCAGAGAAGGGAGAAAAAUCGCAUUGCUGCCCAAAAGAGCCGGCAGAGGCAGACACAGAAAGCAGAUACCCUCCAUUUGGAGAGUGAAGACCUGGAGAAACAGAACGCAGCUCUGCGCAAGGAGAUCAAGAAGCUCACAGAGGAGAUGAAGUACUUCACGUCAGUCCUGAGUAGCCACGAGCCCCUGUGCUCAGUGCUGGCCACCAGCGUGCCCUCACCCCCCGAAGUGGUAUACACCUUCCAUCAGCCUCACGUCACCUCCCCACGCUUCCAGCCCUGA
This is a messenger RNA of Orycteropus afer afer, 611 nucleotides long. It is a transcript of the gene BATF, whose product is annotated as basic leucine zipper ATF-like transcription factor. Gene Ontology annotation, molecular function: RNA polymerase II cis-regulatory region sequence-specific DNA binding; DNA-binding transcription factor activity, RNA polymerase II-specific. Gene Ontology annotation, cellular component: nucleus. Lineage: Eukaryota; Metazoa; Chordata; Mammalia; Tubulidentata; Orycteropodidae. The record is from RefSeq and is a predicted model, not a curated record. Gene Ontology annotation, biological process: regulation of transcription by RNA polymerase II.